UUAGUGCCCACAGAGCCGAAAAAAAAUUAAGUAAGCGGAUCAAUGGCUUAAUCCGUUUAGUACGAAACGAACUACACCAUUGGCCGACUUACUGGUUGGUUCUGCUCUUAACAUUUGACCUGCCUGCACGCGUAGCGAAUUACGGCACAAAUUGAAAGAAAUAAGAGUUUAUUAACCACGAUGUUCUUUUGUAGCCGUCGGAGCAGAUGAAAUUACUGAGGAGAGCCAUCGAAAAAUUCACCCACUUAAUGGCCGAGUGUACAAAUAAUAGAGGGUGUGACAGACACUUCCUGGGACUUUUUAUGAUCUGCAUGGAAAACGGAGAUCCCAUUCCGGAAAUAUUCUUGGAUCCUUCCUGGGAAAAGAGCGGAGGAAGCGGAAAGUUCAUCCUGUCCACCAGCUGUACGGGUUACACAUCGGUAACGGGCGGAGUCAUGCCCAUGGUAGAGAACGGUUACGGUUGUUUCUACAACGUAGAGAAUAACAGGAUCGGUUUCUGCAUCACCGCUUUCCGCAAGAAUCCUGGAACCGUGCCCGAGAGGUUGUUCGAGAGCCUGUGUCACGCCUUGUCCGACAUGCAGUAUAUCGUCACCACCUCCAACCUGUGAAUCCCGGACGGGACUCGGUGGCUCCCGCUCUUCCGGACCAGAAACCCAAUGGAUUUUUAAUUAAUAGCGUCCGGGUCAAUCGGGCCGGAUGCUAUUAUUUUUAAGAGACGACGCAACCAGUUUAGUUUUGAAACUGCCUUAAAAAUCGCCUAGGGGCGUUUAGAGGAGGCAAUAUGGCUGUCGGACGGUACUCCUGUUUGCAUCGACCUGGACGGAAAUUGUUACUUACCGUCGAAUUUCUUUAUUUUCGUAAUUCCCGUCGCCCGUUACGGCGGCGGAUGGUCUGGAAUAAUUCAGGAAACGUCCCGGAAUUACUGGCCACCCCAACUGCCUCCCCGCCGCACCGGUUCGCGGAAUCAUCGCGUCUGUCGAUUUUUCGGAAUAUUUUUCAAAUUCCGUUAAGAAUUUUCCGUCCUUUCGGAUUUUUACCGGCCACUCUCGUCUCCCCCGCCAAACUAGAGAAUUCUUUACAUUAAAGAAUUCCCCCGUUAAAUUCGCCACGCCAACGACCGGAUGGGAACUGCCACCUUCGAUCCCCCCAUUAAAUUUUGACGGACCCGAGAAAAUGCAACGCGCGAGAAACCAUUUUGUUAUCGUUGUUAAGUUUUUGUAUUGUUUUAAGAUUUUUUCAAACGGUAAAGUAAAUAAAUUAGUACUUAAAAACACUGGUGCUUGUGUUGGAUGGGGGAAAAAUACACCUCGUCUACGACGGAUAUCGUAUAAUGCCAAUGGAAGAAAGAGUAACGGGGCAAUCAAGACACUAAGAUUGCGGAACUUCUGGAAAUGCGCCAAGGACGAAUUUUAAACUUCGGAAGUAUCGGUAAUGCCGGAACGCCGAAGUUGUGCCACACCCCAUUUACUUAAUCUAAGCGGGGAUCUCCGUAAUGUAAAAUCCCUGCCAACGAUUGGUAUACCGCGCCGGGCGUUGGCCCAACAACUGAAGAAAAGGCGAAAACCAAAGACCGGAUUGAUUUGGCAAUUUCUUGCCAAAAUUUCCUCCAGGAACGAAUUUGCUUCCUUUGUAUCGCUGCAAGAUUUGCGCCAAAAGGUGCAGGACUCCCCCACAAAAGAUGUCUCGGAGAAAAGUUCGGAAUACGUCCGCCAUUUU
Molecule: messenger RNA, 1716 nt
Organism: Centruroides sculpturatus (bark scorpion)
Lineage: Eukaryota; Metazoa; Arthropoda; Arachnida; Scorpiones; Buthidae
Product: peroxisomal carnitine O-octanoyltransferase-like
Exons: 4
Coding region: 207-608 (133 amino acids)
Cellular component (GO): peroxisome
Molecular function (GO): carnitine O-octanoyltransferase activity
Source: RefSeq, a predicted model, not a curated record